UAACGAUUGACCCGGAACCCACCCGCCGAAAACAUUUCAAUCAGCACAUGAAGAGAGUGCUCUGUAUCUGUACGCAAAACCCUAGAAUUUUGAUUUUCAGUUGCUUCUUCAAUUGAAGAUCUGUAGAGUUAGCGUUUUAGCUUUCGAUUUCAUUGGCAUGGCGAUGAGGAAUCGAACAACUGUGUUCAGAAAGCACAGACAGACUUUGAACAGUAAUCGUUUUCCUGAGAUUUCUUAUUCUUCUUCUUCUUCUAAUUCAACGUUUGGUGGUCCGGUGAUUGAAAUGGCCACCACAUCAUUUCUUCAUUCCAAUCGGUCCUACACUCCUCUUAGCACGGACGACCCUGGCCCUUCCAGUAAUGAUGCGUUUACUGUGGGCCUGCCUCCAGAUUGGGUGGAUGUUUCUGAAGAAAUAGGUGCCAAUAUACAGCGUAUUAGAGGUAAAAUGAGAGAGUUAGUCAAGGCUCAUGCAAAGGCUUUAACACCCUCUUUUGGAGAUGGCAAAGAAGAUCAACGUGUUAUAAAUGCUCUUAGCCUGGAGAUUACAGAUCUAUUAAGGAAGUCUGAGAAGAGAUUACAUAAACUUUCUGCAAGUGGGCCAUCUGAGGAUUCAAAUAUUAGGAAAAAUGUGCAGAUGGAUUGCUUACAUUUAAUUAUUUUCCAACAGCAUUCUCUUGCUACGGACCUUCAGAAACUUUCUAUGGAGCUUCGGAAGAAUCAGUCAACAUAUUUGAAACAUCUACAGCAGCAGAAAGAGGGACAUGAUGGGCUUGAUUUGGAGAUGAACAUGCAUGAAAAUAAAUCUAGAUUGGAAGUUGAUGAAUUUGGAGAUACGGGUUUUAAUGAUCAUCAAAUGGCCAAGCUGAAGACAAGCGAAAAGUUCACUGCUGAAAGGGAAAGGGAGAUCAGACAGGUUUUGGAAUCUGUUAACGAGCUAGCCCAAAUCAUGAAGGAUCUCUCUGUUCUAGUGAUAGAUCAGGGCACAAUUGUUGAUCGGAUAGACUACAACAUUCAGAAUGUUGCUGUAUCAGUAGAGGAGGGAUUUAAACAGUUACAGAAGGCAGAGAGAACUCAGGCGAAAGGGGGGAUGGUGAGAUGUGCAACAGUGCUUGUUAUCAUGUGCUUCAUCAUGCUUGUCCUCCUGGUCCUCAAGGAGAUAUUCCUGACACGAUAGUCUUAGAUUCCAUGCUCAAGUCACGUGUUGGCUAGAACAGAAUUCAAAGGGGAUUUUUUGUGUGGAUAUUUUUUCCUCAUUAUAUGGAUGCUGAAAUUUUGAAGGAACAAAAAACGGGAUUUUUGAAGACAGUCCCUGUUAUCUUCAGUUGCAGGAAAUGUAUAUUGGUUGGAUCUCCCUCUCCCUCUCUCUCUCUUGGUGAGAAUUUGUUGCAACAUCCACUGUACAUAAUGUGUGUGUAUUACAACUAGAGUUAGGAACUUCAGAAUUGAAAGAUUGAAUCAACAGUUUUUUUCCCUCUGCUUUCUUUGUCUGGCUUUUCUUUUUUUUUUUUCGUUUUUUGUUUUUUUGUUUUUUGGAUGAUAAAAAGGAUAUUUUGAGUUAUUAUCACGGCAGCUGACUCUGGAUGGUAGUUAUUGUUGUUAAGAGUAUUACCCUAUAGAAAUGUAUUUCUUGACACCCAGCCAAAUUAUUA
Messenger RNA from Camellia sinensis, 1649 nucleotides. RefSeq names its product tlg2p-like protein a. Gene Ontology annotation, cellular component: endomembrane system; membrane; SNARE complex. Gene Ontology annotation, biological process: vesicle fusion; vesicle-mediated transport; intracellular protein transport. Gene Ontology annotation, molecular function: SNAP receptor activity; SNARE binding. Lineage: Eukaryota; Viridiplantae; Streptophyta; Magnoliopsida; Ericales; Theaceae. The record is from RefSeq and is a predicted model, not a curated record.